GGUGACCCUUGCACUUUCGUUAUGUGAAACUCUCUAGGUAGCAAUAUAUAUUUUGUAUUGUAGUUUACAUUCAGUCCUUGGGUAUGUACAUAAUUGUUAAUGGAAACUUUAAAUGGCAGAUAAGUGAUUGUGCUUUUUCCUGGUCAAUAAAACAGCGCCAUCUUUUCAUUGCAUCACACGGACGCUGUAACAAGGGCAACAGUGUGGUGAAGAGUAUUGGUGGUGGAGGACUUUAGUCAAUUAACAGUUUCUUAUGAAUGGGAAAGUUCUUUGUGAAUAGCUUCCAAUUGACACGUUUCAAUCGACAUCAACAAUUGUUCACCAGAAACAUCCUUGGUACUAUCUAUCGGCCAAAGAAUUACAAGCUUAGUAGGCACACUCGCACUUCGUUGAUUAUGUAGUCAAAUCUUUCGCAACAUAAGUUACAAAUUUACUUGGAUUUGAUGACAUAACUAUGUAAGGAUCAAACAUGGACUCGAUUAUGUAACAACUUCAGAAGACAUUGACAUGGUACGGUAUACAGUAUAGUUUCGUCGACAGGUAAGGAGUGAUGACGGGAGAUGACGGCGGUUCCGUUAAUUAACUAUCCUCCUGGAUACAACAAUGGAUACAUAACGAGCGUCGGAGAUUCUGGAGUGGUCAGUGAAUGUGGUAGUUUAGAUAACCCGUCAACGUUAACCCACAACUUAGGUGUAAUAGACCACGAUUCAAUUCCUCUUAGUAAAUCCGCUGUAUUGCCUGAAUCGGAAAGUUUCGUGGACACAAGUGGUAAGCCUACUAUAGAAAACGUUGUACCUGGCCUCAGUCUGCCGACCGUUGUAACUAUACAACGCCCCCAGAAUGAGACUAUCAUUAACCCCCUCCUUGAUAACUGCUACCAAAGAGCUAUUACACAAGCAAAGCAAAGGUUACUGAAAGGUGAAAUACUCUAUAAGAACGGAGAAUGGAGAAUCCCAGGAGCACCUGUUCCCUCUAGACCCGAUUAUUCGAAAGUUAAGCCUGUUAAGGAUAAAUCUAAGCAUCGACGAAGAAAGGCCAAGCAUCAACGAAGUGAAACCUAUCCCCAAGUGGUUCUGAAGGAUAAAAAGGGAUACGACAAUACUGCUUCUACUGUCAAGUACUUGGAACCAAUAUCGUUAGAAAAAAGCCUAAAUCCCAGUAACAGACUUUCUGCAAGUCAACCUGCCUCGAUCCUUGUCUCCGAGAUCGGCAAUGACUACGUCGGCAGGUCCUAUGUCCAGUUCACAGACACCGCCGUUCUCUACCCCAAGUAUUUGAGUGCUGCUGAUGUCAGGACAAGAAAUGACGAGAAACCACAAUUUUGCUAUGGCUGUCGUUCGAAUGUUUCUAAUUACGAUGAAAGAGUAAUUGAUGGACUAUAUGAUUCGGUACUUGACGUUCAAGAGUGUCAUCAUGAGGCAGACGACUCGUUAAUCAAUGACGUGCCCAUCAAAUACGAUGGCGAUGUUGCACAAUAUAGGUUUACAAUCAAUGAGAAAACAAAUGCUCCGCAGGCCAAGAGUACAAAAUAUCGGCGGGUGGGUGGAGGUUUCUUGUUCUAUGAAAAUGAAGCAAAAACCUGGAACAAUUCUUUGCCAAAAUGGGCUCAUUUCGGAGCUGCUGAAAAUUUGAGCAAUGAAAGCGUCCUCUUUAAUGUGGAUAAACUCCAAGAACCAGAUGGACCGGUUUAUCAGCCAACCAUACCCCGGGAUACACGCUCGCCUUACCCACAAUUCAUACGAGAAAGACAACAGCUCCAUAAACCGGAACUUUCAAAACCAAAAAUACACGAACGUCGUUGUUAUGCCUGCCUUCGAGCUGCGAUAAAGUACAACAUGAAUCACCACACCGAUUGCUUUACUGAUGGUGGGUCCUCGAUGACGUCUGGACUAGGAACGUCUAUCAAUUCGGAAGUCUUAAAACGACAGACUGAAGAAGAAAAUGAGGCUAGGCGAAAGGAGGAAGAUGAGAUGAAGGCGAGACAAGAAGCAAAACGGAAAGCUGAAGAAGAGGAAAAAAGACAAAAAGAGGAAUCAAGAAAAAAUCUAUAUAAAGCGCCAAAUCCUUUCAAACUCAAGGACAAUGAUAAGAAGACCACGGUGUCGACUGACCCGUUCUCGAAGAAUAGGUCUUACAACGUCCCACAACCCAAUGAGAUAGACAUUAAGAAGGGUUCAAAACCUGUAACAAAACCACAAGAGUUUAAGAGAACUGACUCCAAUUGGAAGGAACCAAAGAAAUUUGAACUAAAACAAGACGACACCAUGAAGACCACUCAGUUCUGGGAAGCUCCAAAAGGAAAGGAAAACCCAAAAUCUUCAACUAAACCGAAACUGCAGACGAUACGACCGGAAUUACUUCCGUCUCCGUCACCUGUUGCAGAAGAGGAGGUGGGAGUGGAACCGGUUCUAGAGAAAAAGAAAAAAGAACCACAACCUGUGCCGGAACCUCUAGAACCUGAAGAAGAGUCAUCGCCUAGCCCUGAACCAUCUGUAAUCGAUGAGCCAACUCCAAUGCCGAGUGUGACAGAGCCAGACCAGAAUGUUGAAGUACAGAAGUCAGACCUUGAAACGAGUGAAUCGUCGCAGAGUCCAAUGCCUGCUAAUUCCCCGCCUCAAGAACCUCUCUCAAUAAUACCUAAUGAAUUGGAACCUAAAUCACCCCCAAGAUCCCCAACUCCAGAACUACCCUUAAUAAGUGAAUUAGUCACUCAAAAAGAACCAACCCCAGAAUUAACGCCAACCCCCACCCCAGAAUACGACCCAACACCUGAAAACUCAAGUCCAGGAAUAGAACCAACACCAACCAAAGAGCCAACGCCACAACCUCCAAACGAGUCAACUCCGCCUCCAAAAGAUUCAACGCCACCACCGAAGAAGCCAACGUCCCCACUCCCACCAAAGGCGCCAACACCGAUUCUUCCACCGCUACCACAAAUCGAGGAAGCAAAUCCAAUAAUAACGCCACUCAAAAAACCAGAGAAGAAAAUUAAGUUAAAACGACUACAGACUCCGAAACCAUUGGAACCGAAGAAAGAAAGACCAAAGAUGCUACCAGAUUUGAAGCCUGCAGUUAAACAACAAAAACAACGUAAACACGAACCGAAAAAGAUACGGACGGUCAGAAAAAUUACAAAGUUACCUCAGAGACGUAAACAGCAAUUACCGUUGGUACAGCCGAAGGAACCAGUCCCAGUGUCUCUUGAGCCAGAACCACCACCGGAGACAGAAACAUUUGUUUUGCCUCCAUUACCUCUUGUUCCAACACCAGUAAUAAAUCCAGACGAGGAACCGACACUUGUUACCCCAACCCCCAUAGUAUUACCGUCCCCUCCAGCUCCUAAGAAGGAACCAAUUAUUUGGAAGAGAAUAAGGAAACAAACACGCAGAAAAUCUAAGGCGGUUGAUCAACCUGCCAGUCCUGAACAUGUCGUUAGGGAUCCUCUCGAUUAUCUCGCUAAGUAUUGCAUCGUGCAUAAAAACCGAAUCAAUUACUACGAACGAGUUUUUAGUAAGUUAGCGUCAACUGAAGAAUAUUACGAUGACGAAUAUGUAUGGAAUGAAAACUCAUUGGUUGAUGACGAAGCUCUUGCAACUGAGCGCCAUCCAUCUAAAGCAGAUGAAUUUCAAAAUACUUUUGGCCGGUCCGCUAAAUCUCCGGAUGUAGAAGAGUACAUAAGUCCAAAGGAUAUUGCAAUGGAAUGUGCAGAUAAUCGACAGACGUCAGAGAGCCCAACCAGCGACCUGGAUUCAUCUACUCAGUCUCCCAGACAUGAAGCAACUGGGGAUUCAAUUCAGAUUCAACAACGCCUUGAUAAGCUCAGCUUCAUCCUCGACAAUGUCUACUCCAAAGUUGAGCAACUUCACGCUCAAAUUCAUGAAUACGAAGAGCAACAUAACGAGAGUGUAAAAGUAUUAGCUAGAGCUGAACUCGAAAAGACUUUUCGCGAAAAGGCAAACAACUCAAAACAAUCCAAAGCUGGCAAAAAGAAGGGAAAAGGUAAGGGAAAAACGUCAGAAAAACACAACAGCAACUCAUCAACAACAUUAACUGUAGGCGGAACUCCUAAAGGAACACCACGUGGCACACCAAGGGGAAGUCCAGUCCAAACUCAACUUGUCCAUCCAAGCAAACUGACAGACGAUCAAAUUGUGGCCCGCAUAUCCUCUGCUCAAAUGCGAAUGAUCCAAGAGGAUCCUUGUAUUAGAAAAAUUAAAUUUGCCAAACUACGUGCCAACGAGAAACUUGAAGAUAUGGAAAAAUGGAUUUCAGAACUGAAAAACGAGACUUCGUUAAUGAGUGCACAGGUUUUAGAACAAACGAAGCGGGAAGAAGACAAGCGUCAAGCGAAAAAGCCUGAAUUUCGGCGCGAACAGAGUAGUCUUUACAAGAAGAUGAAUCCACUUGAGGAACAUAACAUAAAAUUGGCAGAUAUGGAGCCACUGUUGGAACAGAUCAACGGACAACUAAUCACGAAGAAAGAAUGUCAGUAUGUUUAUCACAUCCUUAACCUACCACAGCGACAUAAACUCAACUUCAAGCUAUUUACAGUUGUGGCUGCAUUGUCAGAGAAAGUGUCUAGAUUAGAACCGUUCGUGAAGAAAAUGAUCAACAAAAUGGAUUUUGAAGCGCUCGAUGUGAAGAUGCAACGUGCGAAGGAAUUAUUUAGACUCUUGGAAGACGAAUGUGACGAGACGUACCCUGGGGAGGUAACGCUCAAUGGUCUCUCCAUUGACUUGCAGGCAGGAGGCCUACGCAAAGAGCACAUUGAAUUCGUUGUAAAUAAAUUCGGACGUGAGGGCAAUGGUAUCGUUGACUUCCUUGAUUUCCUGACUUAUCUUCCGUUAUUUAUCGAUAUCCAUGGGAAUAUAGUAAAUGACCCUCUUAACAGAGGUCCAAUGACCGUCUAGUUUAGGCUGAUGCAUGGAUCAUUCGCAGAUAGGUGUGAAUAGCAUCAUCGUAAAAUCAAUCAAACAAUAUACAGUAGAACCCCUCCUUUAGGACACCCCUAUUAUUAUAUUGGAGACACUUUUUCGGCCAAGAAACGAGGGGAAGUAUAUCUUUUAACACUACGGCCAGCCCCUAUUAGGGGACACUUACCGGUACUUUGUUCCCGGCUGAGGGGUAGGGGUUAACUGUAUCUUCUGGAAAAUAUUUAAUAACAGUUUAUUUUGUUGCUGUUGAGUUUGUCAAAAUGAUAAAGUAUUAUGAUACAAAACCAUUCUUCUCUUAUUUGUGAAUUUGUGUAAUAAAAAUAUUUAAAUUAUUUCAGAAUCAGAACAAUAAUUGAUAUUAUACUUUCUUUUUAAUGCGACAAUAGUAGUAAAUGUUGAAACAAAAUUUUUGUGCGGGAUAUUAUUUUAUUAAACAUUUGGUAGGACUUCUCGAAUAAUAGAUUGGUAAAGACAAAAUCUUAUUUUUAAAAAUGUAUAAAAUGUGAAAUGACACAACUAAAUAUUUCAUGAUAUAUUUACUAUUCAGUGAUCAAAUUAUGAGGUCUAUUUAAUGAUGAUGUAUGAUAAGAAGUAUAUAGAUUUUUAAAAACAUGAGAAAAUAAAUUGUAAUUUCAUAAUUCGAA
Messenger RNA from Anneissia japonica, 5578 nucleotides. RefSeq names its product titin homolog. Lineage: Eukaryota; Metazoa; Echinodermata; Crinoidea; Comatulida; Comatulidae. The record is from RefSeq and is a predicted model, not a curated record. The transcript is spliced from 26 exons. The coding region runs from base 561 to 4910 and encodes 1449 amino acids.